GCGUUUUAUCGGCUUGGGCUUUUUGUGCCCUGUUGCUUUCCGUAUGACGUUUCGGUGGGCUGGUCCGUCAUGGCUGCCAAGGUUUUGAAGCUGUCGGCAAUCCCAGCUGCACUUGGAUUAGCGUCUUUUCGGAUUUACGAGUUAAAUAAAGAAAAGACAGAAGGACAUGUCAAUUCUCGGGAGCUGUCCAUCUACACACCAAGGUCCCAACCGUACCACUUUGUGGAGGAUCAGCCUGGAAGCGUGGAGAAAGGGCUACAUACCGUAAGGGUUGGACUGCAGCCCUUUGCACAGGCUGUGAAGGAUACCUGCAUUUCAUUCAAAAUAGGAGCUGUUAACCUGUACUAUGCAGGAGAAGAUAUUUACCACUACCUUAAAGACCCUCCUCCUGGAUUUUUGCCCCGAGUGAGUUUAAUUACAGUUUCUGGACUAGCUGGAUUGGUCCUGGCAAGAAAAGGGUCACGCGCGAAGAGGAUCGCCAUGUCACUGGGCUUGGCCACUUUGGGUACAGCCGUGUGCUACCCGGGCCAGACAGUCAAGGUUCUGAAGAUCACUGGGAGGAAGACGUACGCAGGCACGCAGUGGGCGGUGUCCACGGCCGCCUCGCUCUGGAAGGCCAGUCCAGCCAAAACUCAGCUCGUCGGGGUUCAGCCGGUGUCCGAGGCACCCUCUACAGAGCUCACACCUGAGACCCCGCCUCCCCAGGAGACUCACUCUCUCCCCACCCCCCUGGAGGAGUCUGUCCCCCAGCUGACCCCUGAGCCCAAUUGGGACCGGCCUCCACACCCUGCAGAGGACAGCCCCCCUGUGGAGGGUCUGGCUUCUGUACCUCCCACUCCUCAGAAGUUAGAUUUACCAGAAGCAGCAGGACUGGCACUGAAUUCUGAUGCCCCCGCAGGACACCGUAGAUCGUUGAAGAUCUGCGUGGACGGACUGGUUCAGACGGUCAAGUGCAGGUAUAAAUUCACAGGUCUCGAGUGA
Paramormyrops kingsleyae is the source of this 981-nucleotide messenger RNA. Lineage: Eukaryota; Metazoa; Chordata; Actinopteri; Osteoglossiformes; Mormyridae. The record is from RefSeq and is a predicted model, not a curated record.